GCACACCGCGGAAUCCAUUUAAUACGACACUACGCAACAUCUUCGCGCCGCCUUAAUCCCAAAAAACCGAAUACGAAGCACUUUCAGACAUCGGCGCGCGUACAUUAAAAGCAGCAAUCGACAAAGGCGCACAGCAGAGUGUCAGCGAGACGCUUGGAGUCGCAUUGAGUAGCGUUGAGUUCAACUAACAAUAUACAAUAUAUUCGAUUGUGCUAUACGACGGAUACGCGCGACCAGCCAGUUCAGUCAGUGAUCUUUGUCGGUUCGUGUUAGACGUACGCGCGGUAGCUCGAAAACUCGCGAGCUCGCAGACGUUCAAAAAUUAAAAUAAAUAGAAAUCAAAUAUACACAACGUACUAAAAUAUUUUAGCACCAAUAACAACAACUACAACGAAAUCACUUUUGUAUUUUUACAAAUUUGAUUUUAUAUAUCGCUGCCAUAACCGUGAAAAAGCCAAUUAACAACAACAACAACACCAACAACUAACGAAUUUUGUGUGUGAUUAGUUAAAUAAACGCGUACAAAAACAAAAUGUCGACAAAGAAGAAUGGUAAUGCCGUUACGGAAUUCCAAUUCCCACAACCCAAAGAGAAGCAGACAUGCAUGGAAAUUAUCCACAAUAGCAAGGAUGGCACCUAUUUUGGACGUACACCCAAAAGUUGGGGUCAAUUGAUGCUAUUCUACACCAUUUUCUACAUCGUGCUCGCCGGUUUAUUUGCCAUCUGCAUGCAAGGUCUAUUCGCCUCUCUAAGCGACAAAGAACCGACUUGGAAGUUGGAAAGUUCAUUGAUUGGCACAAAUCCCGGUUUGGGUUUUCGGCCAUUGAGUGAGGAAACUGAACGCGGCUCGGUGAUACAAUUCGAUACCAAGAAGCCAAAAGAGGGUGCCUAUUGGACUGGUUUGGUGGAUCAAUUUCUGGAUAAAUACCGCAGCACCGGUGAGAAGAAAUUCUGCAAUUUCAAUCAGACAAUUGGCGCCAAUAAGGUCUGUGUUGUUGAUGUGGACAACUUUGGCCCAUGCUCGAAAGAAACUGGUUACGGUUAUCAAAAUGGACGUCCUUGCAUUUUCUUGAAAUUAAAUAAAAUUUUCAACUGGGUGCCCGAGUUCUUUGAAGAUGUCAAUGAUCUGCCUAAAGAAAUGCCUGCCGAUCUCCAGGAACAUAUUGGCAAUUUAACCGCGAUUGAGCGCAAACAAAUUUGGGUCUCCUGCAAGGGUCUGCACCCCAUUGAUGAGGAGAGUGUUGGCGAAAUGCAAUACUAUCCCAGCCGCGGCUUCCCCACCUUCUACUACCCCUACCUCAACCAACCUGGCUAUCUUAGUCCAUUGAUUGCUGUUCAAUUCGAAAAAGUGAAACAAAAUCAAUUGGUGAAUAUCGAGUGCCGCGCAUGGGCUAAGAAUAUCAUCUACAGCGGUAGUUUGAAUGCACGAACUGGUUCGGUCACCUUCCAGCUGUUCGUCGAUUAAAUGUUGUGAUGCAUAUAUGCAACAGCAACAGCAACAAUAAGAAGCUACAAAAAAUAGAUUUGUAAAGUAUAAAAGCGACUUGAGAAAUAUUGUGAGGAGAGCGGAGGAGAGAGAGGGAGUGCUUUGAUGAAGAAUAGUUUUGCAAAUUAAGGAAGAAAAAAAGUUUAAAACAAAAAAGAGCAAAAGAUUAAUAGAAAAGUAGAAAUGAAAAUAUUUUUUCAAAACGUCGCAAGUGUUGUUGCAGUGAGCAUAAAGUAAUUAUUGAAUCGUUUAAAAUCGUUAAAUAGCAAAUUUAUUUGUAAACGAAAAUUUGUGAGUAGCAAAAGAAUUGUGAAAUGUUAUGUAUUUUUUUUUUUGUAAUUUUAAGUUAUUCAAGCGAGUUAAAAGUGUAAAAUUAAGCAAAAUUAGAAAAUACAAAAAAUAUUAAAAUAAAAAAAUUGUAAAAAUGUUAAAAAUUAUAACAAAAUUUUGUAUGUGCGCAAAAAAGAAAUCAAUGCAAAAGUAAAAAAUAUUUUUCAGCUUAAAAACAAAAAAGAUAAAAAAUGCGCUCACGCCAACACACACACACACUUAUACAUACAUACAUACUGCAUUGUAUUGUAUUAUUUGUUUUCUAAAAUUACAAAUUUUACAAGCAACAACAAAUUGUAUUAAAACUCGCAUACGCAAAUACAAAAAAUAUUCUUAAAGAAACAUAAAAGUUGAUUACAAUUAUAAAAGUUAAAAUUAGUAAUAAUUAUCUGUAGAUAAUUUUAGCGAUCUUUAUACGCAAUUGCAUGCUUUGUGUAUGCAUUUGCGAAUUCCGUACCAUACGCAUACACACACACACUCAAACACAAACAGAAACCCACACCCACACUUAAACGAAAACAAACACCAACAGCAGUGAGAGGCUGCUAAUAAAUAAAUUAAAUUUUUAACUCUUAUUUUUGGUUUAGUCAAAAAUAAUUAUGUACUUUCUAAGCUGAAUUUAUGAGUAUUUAUGUAUGUAUGUAAAAAAUGUAAAUUAAUUAUUAAUAAAAUAAAAAACAAUUAAAAAAAAACUGAA
Messenger RNA from Zeugodacus cucurbitae (melon fly), 2513 nucleotides. Its product is annotated as sodium/potassium-transporting ATPase subunit beta-1. Gene Ontology annotation, biological process: sodium ion export across plasma membrane; intracellular potassium ion homeostasis; intracellular sodium ion homeostasis. Gene Ontology annotation, cellular component: sodium:potassium-exchanging ATPase complex. The transcript is spliced from 5 exons. Gene Ontology annotation, molecular function: ATPase activator activity. The record is from RefSeq and is a predicted model, not a curated record. NCBI's taxonomy places the organism in Eukaryota, Metazoa, Arthropoda, Insecta, Diptera, Tephritidae. The coding region runs from base 533 to 1465 and encodes 310 amino acids.